Brenthis ino (lesser marbled fritillary) is the source of this 216-nucleotide messenger RNA. Lineage: Eukaryota; Metazoa; Arthropoda; Insecta; Lepidoptera; Nymphalidae. The record is from the annotation of a GenBank genome assembly.
AUGGUGACGAGUAUGGAAGAGAACAGCGCGGGUGCCAUGUCGUAUGAGUAUCGUGUCGUGUCGUGGUACGUGGAGUCCCCGUGGCUCAUGGUGAGUACUAUACAAAAAAUUAUAAAGCUGGUAUCUGUAUAUCCCAUGACACAAGGAGGCGCGCGCGCAUGCCCGCGCGGCGCGGCGGGGUCGGGAGUCAGGGCGGACACGUGCGCGCAAUAUUAU